Messenger RNA from Nanorana parkeri, 3021 nucleotides. It is a transcript of the gene PIK3C3, whose product is annotated as phosphatidylinositol 3-kinase catalytic subunit type 3. Gene Ontology annotation, biological process: endocytosis; autophagy of peroxisome; phosphatidylinositol-mediated signaling. The transcript has 25 exons. Gene Ontology annotation, molecular function: 1-phosphatidylinositol-3-kinase activity. NCBI's taxonomy places the organism in Eukaryota, Metazoa, Chordata, Amphibia, Anura, Dicroglossidae. Bases 115 to 2778 code for a protein of 887 amino acids. Gene Ontology annotation, cellular component: endosome; phagophore assembly site; peroxisome. The record is from RefSeq and is a predicted model, not a curated record.
UCCAAUCGGAGAGCGCUGCCGGGUCGUGCCGGGGUCCCGGAUUGUUGUUGUUCUUGUUUCCUGUCAGGCGGCGGAUUAUAGCGGAGAAAGAGGAUCUCCAUCACCUGCACCGCCAUGGGGGAAGCGGACCGGUUCUACUAUGUGUACAGCUGUGACCUGGACAUCAGUGUACAGCUCAAGAUAGGAAGUCUGGAGGGGAAGAGGGAACAGAAGAGCUACAAGGCGGUGCUGGAGGACCCCAUGCUGAAGUUCUCUGGACUCUACCAGGAGACGUGCUCCGAUCUUUAUGUCACCUGCCAGGUUUUUGCGGAAGGAAAGCCGCUGGCUCUCCCUGUGAGGACGUCUUUCAAAGCCUUCAGCACCAGAUGGAACUGGAACGAGUGGAUGAAGCUGCCGGUGAAAUACGCUGACUUACCCAGAAAUGCGCAGGUGGCGCUGACUAUUUGGGACGUAUAUGGACCUGGGAAGGCCAUCCCUGUGGGCGGAACAACUGUGUCACUGUUUGGGAAGUACGGGAUGUUCCGGCAGGGAAUGCACGACUUGAAAGUGUGGCCAAAUAUCGAAGCUGAUGGAUCAGAACCGACCAAGACGCCAGGGAGGACGAGCAGCUCCAUAUCUGAGGAUCAAAUGAGCAGACUGGCCAAGCUCACCAAGGCGCACCGACAAGGUCACAUGGUAAAAGUGGACUGGCUCGACAGAUUGACUUUCCGCGAGAUUGAAAUGAUCAAUGAGAGUGAAAAGCGUAGUUCCAACUUUAUGUACCUGAUGGUGGAAUUUCCAUGCGUGAAGAGCGAUGACAAGGAGUAUGGGAUCGUGUACUAUGAGAAGGAUGGGGAUGAGUCCAGUCCAAUCAGCAGCAGUGCGGAGAUUGUGCGAGUGCCUGACCCUCAGAUGUCUAUGGAAAACCUAGUGGAGAGCAAACAUCACAAACUUGCCAGGAGCCUGAGAAGCGGCCCGUCAGACCAUGACUUGAAGCCAAACGCUGCCACCAGGGAUCAGCUCAAUAUCAUUGUCAGUUAUCCUCCAACCAAGCAGCUGACAUCAGAGGAGCAGGAUUUGGUGUGGAAGUUCAGAUCCUACCUCACAAGCCAAGAAAAGGCUUUGACAAAAUUCCUGAAAUGUGUCAACUGGGAUCUCCCGCAAGAGGCCAAACAAGCCCUGGAACUGCUGGGGAAGUGGAAGCCAAUGGAUGUGGAGGACUCUCUUGAACUUCUGUCAUCCCACUUCACAAACCCUACUGUGCGACGGUACGCCGUUGCUCGCCUUGAGCAGGCUGAUGAUGAGGACUUGCUGAUGUACUUGUUACAGUUAGUACAAGCUCUGAAAUAUGAAAACUUUGAGGACAUAAAGAAUGGAUUAGAGCCCACCAAAAGGGACAGCCAGGGCCCUAUGCUGGACAGCAUGAUGACAUCGGGAAUAAACCCUUCUGAUGUGGAAAGUUCUCAAAUCAUAUCGAGCAACCUCCCGCCUUCCCCAUCCCCGGCAUCCUCUUCUAAGACCAAGGAUGGGCUGGAAGCUGAAAACCUUGAACAAGAUCUGUGCACCUUCCUCAUCUCCCGGGCCUGCAAGAACUCCACGCUGGCCAACUACUUAUACUGGUAUGUGAUAGUUGAAUGUGAAGACCAAGACACCCAACUGAGAGACCCGCGGACUCAUGAGAUGUAUCUGAAUGUCAUGCGGAGGUUUAGCCAGGCGCUGCUGAAGGGCGAUAAGUCUGUGCGAGUGAUGCGUUCGCUGCUGGCGACACAGCAGACCUUUGUAGAUAGACUGGUUCAUCUCAUGAAGGCAGUGCAGCGUGAAAGUGGAAACAGGAAAAAAAAGAAUGAAAGGCUCCAGGCUUUGCUGGCGGACAAUGAAAAGAUGAAUCUUGCAGAUAUUGAACCGAUCCCGCUACCGCUUGAGCCCCAGGUGAAGAUCAGAGGCAUCAUUCCAGAGAAAGCCACACUCUUCAAGAGCGCCCUCAUGCCAGCCAAGCUGUACUUCAAAACUGAAGAUGGAGGGAAAUAUCCGGUUAUAUUCAAACACGGAGAUGACCUCCGCCAGGAUCAGCUUAUUCUGCAGAUCAUUUCCUUGAUGGAUAAGCUGCUAUGGAAAGAAAAUCUUGAUCUCAAGUUAACUCCUUACAAAGUUCUGGCAACGAGCACAAAACACGGAUUUAUGCAGUUUAUUCAGUCUGUGCCAGUUGCUGAAGUCCUCGCCACAGAAGGAAGUAUUCAGAACUUUUUCAGGAAACAUGCUCCGAGUGAUAAAGGGCCUUAUGGGAUAAGUGCAGAGGUCAUGGACACGUAUGUAAAAAGUUGCGCGGGAUACUGCGUCAUCACUUACAUCCUCGGAGUAGGAGACCGACAUCUGGACAAUCUCUUGUUAACCAAAACAGGGAAAUUGUUCCACAUUGAUUUCGGGUAUAUCCUGGGAAGAGACCCCAAGCCUCUGCCGCCACCCAUGAAGCUGAACAAGGAGAUGGUGGAAGGAAUGGGAGGCACACAGAGCGAGCAGUACCAAGCCUUCCGCAAGCAGUGUUACACAGCGUUCCUCCACCUCCGCAGGUAUUCAAACUUGAUCCUCAAUCUGUUCUCGCUGAUGGUGGAUGCCAACAUCCCGGAUAUUGCUCUAGAGCCGGACAAGACAGUGAAAAAGGUACAGGAUAAAUUUAGAUUGGAUCUGUCUGACGAGGAAGCUGUUCAUUACAUGCAGACGCUCAUCGAUGACAGCGUCAACGCUCUCUUUGCCGCAGUGGUUGAACAGAUACACAAGUUCGCUCAGUACUGGAGAAGAUAGAUGGAGCCGGGCUCGGCAAGAUGGGAAAUCGGGAGAAACAGAGAAGGAAAAUGAACAGUAUAUUCAUGAAAAGAGCGCGUCCCAGCAAAUGAAGACACGGCGAUGGAGCCAAAUAAUGACUUGGACAGCGGUCAUGUGACAUGCUCUAUGGUAUGGACGCCCAAUACGGACAAAGCUCAUCAUGGCUUCCUAAGGCCUUAUAGUGCGGCUACAGCUGAUUGAUCUUCUCAGCAGUGUCUCUAU